UAAUCACGGAUGAUACCUUCAUGUACAAAUAAAUGUGCUGGCAGUAUUUAAUCAUUAAUAAUUAUUACAGGUAUUGCUUCUGAUUUCAUCGGACGAUCCAUCACAUUCCUAUUUUUUUCUUUUUUUAUGUUACCUCAAUAUUGAUCCCUCCUAAAUUCAUUGUACUAACAAUCAUAACCCUAAAAAGACAUAAUAUAAAAGAUAAUAUAUAACCCCUAGGCAAAAAAGGCACAGCAUAGCGAACAUAACCACCCAGUCAGAUAUUCGCAUUGUUUUAUCGGCAGUUAUCUCUAUUGCCAAAACUUCGUUGUAUGCUGCAAACAUUAGGAAUUUUUCGCAAGCUUACGAAAACAGUAAGGAAUACGGUUACGUCAUAAACAUUUUAGACAACCUUUCCCCUAUAUAUAUCUGUCACAACGCAGGCGAUUUAUGCCUUUUGCAUGCUUCACGGAUCAUAUGCAGCUCGAACAGCAUAUUGUCAAGAAUGUUUGAGGCACGAAUGACAAUAUAAUGACGUAUUUGUAUUCGUUAUCUUUUUCGCUUGCGUAAUCUCCCUAUUAAAAUGAAGAAAACGCAUUUACUAUCAUCUUGUAUUUGAUUGUAGGCCUAGACAUUGCAGGUCUCGUGCGUGCAUUUUCACUUGUGCAAAAUGCGCCGAAGAUUUUUAACACAGAAGUCCGGCCUGGCUCUUUUCCCGCCCUUAACGGUAUUCGUGUGCUUAGUAUGUUUUGGAUUAUUUUGGGACAUACUGCUCAAUUUAUGGGUUACAGACUCGAUAAUAUCACUUACGUAUUGACCACUUUAUUACCGAAGUUCUAUUUCGUGAUAUUAUGGCAGGCAACGUUUGCCGUUGACACAUUCUUUCUCCUCAGUGGUCUUCUAUUAUGCUAUCUUACACUGAAAACGUUGAAAAAAUGCGACGGCAAACUGAACUGGGGCCUGUUUUAUUUCCAUCGUUGGUGGCGUAUUACUCCCGCGUAUUUUAUGACUUUGGCCAUUUGGUCGUCCUUGUUAAUCCAUCUGGCCGAUGGACCAUCUGCAAAUGCAACGUUCGACGGUGCUAGGCAACUAUGUAGGGCCACCUGGUGGACGAAUGUGCUGUAUAUUAAUAAUCUGUUCCCCUUUCCUGGAACUGAUGGUUCAAUAUGCAUGAUAUGGUCUUGGUAUCUGGCAGUUGAUAUGCAGUUCUUCAUCAUCACUCCACCCCUUCUGAUUCUAUUGUUUAAACGACCCAGAUUGGGCAUCGCAGCGACCGCGGUUGUAUGCGUUGUCUCAUUCAUAACUACUGCGUCGCUCACGGGCUAUUGGGGACUGAAGGCUGGCUUGAAUUCUGGGUUUUACAAUAACCGAAGCUUAGAGUUUCCAGACGCUCAGAGGAUCUACAACAAGCCCUACACCCGCAUCUCAACUUACCUCGUCGGCAUUUUAACAGGAUAUGUCAUGUUUGCAUACGAAAGCCGAAGGCCUAGAAUUCCAAAGUGGGGAUUGGCUGUGGGGUGGAUUGUUUCCAUUAUCCUGGCAAUGAUAGUUAUAUUUGGUCUCUGGAAAACAAAUACCGGGAAGGAGUUAAGCCAGGGUGCGGCCAUCAUGCACUACACGUUCAGCAAAUUCUCGUUUGCUCUGGCCGUAGCUUGGGUAGUACUUGUUUGCGUUUUCGAUUACGGAGGGCCCGUCAACACGUUCUUGUCCUGGGGUAUCUGGACGCCGCUUGCUCGCCUCACAUUCUGUGCAUACCUGCUCCACCCAGUGUUGCUAUUUUUGUACAUCUUUCCAAGUAAAGUCCUCUUUCACUAUUGGGGUUUCCAAACGUUUUACACUUUCAUCGCAACAAUAGUGCUGUCGUAUGGCGCUGCAUUUGUGCUGUCAGUACUUGUGGAAGCACCAACAAUGGGCCUGGAGAAAAUGUUGUUUCACAAGAAAACUAAGUGACGCAAAAGUUGUUAGCAUGUGUAUUUUGAACCUUCCAUUAGGACACUUCUAUGGUGUAGUAGGGUGAGGCUAGAUGUGUUUAUUAUCUAAUUAAAAAGUAGGCUUUUGUAUUUUCUGUAAAAGACGCCCGAAAAUUAGGAUUGAAUUUGGGCCAGUUGAGCCGCAAUAAUCUUUUGUAUACGUGGUCGAAGCUGUUACCAAAUGUUUAUUCAUUAUUUUCUCAAUAUAAGAUAACAAAAUGUAUAAGUCUACAUGACAACAUUUUAAAGAUUGUAUAGUUACUUCAAUAGUUCCAAAAUAUUUGAUGACAAUAUAGAAUUGUGUUAGUAUACAAUACUGUACCGUGUCUUUUCAUAGCCAUGAAUACAGUUUUGUGGGUGGUUUUCCUCACAAACGAACUAGGACCAACAGUGUUAAAGGCAUUUGCUUUACAUUUAUCUUCGGAUUUUU
Molecule: messenger RNA, 2379 nt
Organism: Anneissia japonica
Lineage: Eukaryota; Metazoa; Echinodermata; Crinoidea; Comatulida; Comatulidae
Product: nose resistant to fluoxetine protein 6-like
Exons: 9
Coding region: 724-1929 (401 amino acids)
Molecular function (GO): acyltransferase activity, transferring groups other than amino-acyl groups
Source: RefSeq, a predicted model, not a curated record